AUGCAAUUCAAGGCGCUCGCUACCCUCCUCUUCGCCGCUCUGGCAGUGGCCAAUCCCGCCCCUCAGGACGGCGGUGAUCUGACCGAUCUGCUCGGCUCCAUUCCCAGCUCCGUCCUCGCCGAGCUGAUGACCGCUAUUCCACCCUCUGUCAUUGCGGCUUUUGCCAAUCCUACCUCGGCUGCCAGCAUCGUCAACGAGAUCGAGCAAGGACACAUACCUGCCUGGUACACCAGCCUGCCCGACGACGUCAAGGCCUGGGCUUCUUCCGCUGCCAUGAAGGAGAUCGCCGGUCUUAGUGCUACCCCCACCCCCACUGGUAGCUCUGCUGCUACGGCUACCGGUUAUACUACCACUGCCGCCGUCACUUCUUCCUCCACCAAGACCACUACCUCGAGCUCUGCCGGUGCUUCCUCGACCUCGGCCUUGACCUCGUCUCACAACGCUGCUGCCACCGGCGCUGUGGCCAUCAGCUUUGCCGGUGCUGCUGGUGUGCUUGCUGUCGCCCUUGCCCUGUAA
This is a messenger RNA of Aspergillus viridinutans, 516 nucleotides long. RefSeq lists its product as uncharacterized. The transcript has a single exon. Bases 1 to 516 code for a protein of 171 amino acids. The record is from RefSeq and is a predicted model, not a curated record. NCBI's taxonomy places the organism in Eukaryota, Fungi, Ascomycota, Eurotiomycetes, Eurotiales, Aspergillaceae.